Phaedon cochleariae (mustard beetle) is the source of this 3588-nucleotide messenger RNA. The record is from the annotation of a GenBank genome assembly. NCBI's taxonomy places the organism in Eukaryota, Metazoa, Arthropoda, Insecta, Coleoptera, Chrysomelidae.
AUGGACUGUUACGACCAUGAAAAAGACCAAGAAAGAGAAAAACGGACUGCGAACACUGAAUAUUUGCCAACAAAAUGCCGAAUUACGAAACCUACCCCACCCAAGCCUGCUACCAAUCCAUUGCAAUUCAUAAAAGUAGCGCCAUGUCCCCUGUUUCAAAAAGCUCACGAACAAAUAAAAAAAGUCGAGGAAAUCAAAAAAGAAGAAAAAGAAAUGAGGGUGGAAGUCGCAGAUUGGCAACAGAACCUCGACAACUGGAAAAGUAGUAGAAGGAAACGACAGGAACAUAUAAUAGAAAGAGUAGUAGAAGUGAAAAAAUUGACUGAACAAGAAGAAAUGGAGAAAACUAGACGGAAGAGUAAAACAUUUAGCGAAAUGAUGGAGGAAAGGAGUCGAGGUAGACAUAAAUUCAAUAUACCUAUAUACGACGACGAUUCGAAUGACCUCAGCGAUUAUGGUAUUGGAAGUAGUAGUUCCAAGACUAAUAGCAUUAAAGAUGUUGAUACUGAUGAUAGUAGCAGCAUUCUGGAUGAAAAAGACAAUCACUCCUUUGAUUCAUCUAGUAAUAGGGAAAACUCCAGUGCAUCAAACCAAAGUCAAAGCGAGGAUGAAACGAACAUAAUCAGAGAAGAACCCAAAACUGUAAAUAAUAACAAUUGUACAAAAACAUUUACCAGUAAUUACACCACUAGUUUAAGUACCAGUAAAAGAAAGCCAGAAAUUUUAUCCAAACCGACGUCUUUUUUCAAAACCGAAUUAUACACAGAGCCUGAAGAAACAAAACAAUACACAUAUGAAGGAGCCAUCCAAGAUUACAGAUCAAGAAUUCAGACCAUAAACUCGGAUGACUCUAAUAGGAACAGAAAUAAAGACAUUGCAGAAGUUUUGCCUAAAGGCGAAAUAUUCAAAAGGAAAGACUAUUUCGAAAACAAAACCGUUGAUCUCGGCAACAUGGAAUCGUCGACGUCUAGAAGAUUGUCAGAGGAUUUCGUCAAUACCCGAAGCAUCAAAGAUAGGCUAAGAAGCCUAGAGCAGUCCAGUGAUCAAACUUCCAAAAUAAUGAAUAAAAGUGAUAUACAAAUAUCGGUGAAAGAGCGUUUACAAAACUUCAAUAAGCAGAACGACUCUGAUAGUACAAACAACAAUGUGAGAAAGGCCAAUCCGAACAAAAUAAGCAGCUUCAUUCUCGACAAAUCGGUCAGCACUCCCAACUUCGAAACGAAAACACCUAAAAAUGAUAUCGCCGAUAGAUGCUUCAGCCCAGAGACCGAGCUCUACUUCAACAAACUCAACAUGUUCAACAGAGACUUGGACAAUUUACUAAUCAACAAAAACGUAGAUGCCACUUACGCGCCCUCAGUGUGUUCAACUGAAGCCACUGGCGUUUCUUCAGAUAGAGAAGACAGCGGCAUUCACACCACGGAUGUAUCUUGUUCUGUCAGUCAGGCUGACGAACCUAUUGAUACCAUUGUCGACAACAAGCGGCUCGAAGACGAUUCCCUUUCCCAAUUCGAGAAAGAUCUGUUGCAGUUCCAAGAGGAAAUGAACCAGUUCCAAGUGGUCGAGAAGGUUGAAUGCAACAAUAAUGGCAGUGCCGAAGAAUUAGCAAAGCCGAUUUGGUCUACUGACAUGCUUGUUGAUGCCACUGAAAAGCUACUGGAUUCCUUGAGGAAGGACUCCUCCGAUUGCCUUUCAGCUAUGCGUGAUGUGGUUCCAGCUGCUGCUAAAGAAAAUGAAGUCGUACCAGACCCUUUACCUGUAACUAUACCAAAGCCUGUAAUAUACGAAAACGUCGACUUCAAGGACUUCAUCACCAGCGACUAUAUCUUGGAUUCUUCUUUUCCCUCGUUUGUACCCACGAGGGAACCCCCCAAGGUCAAACCUCCCCCGCCUCCUCCGCCGAAGGAAGAAGAGCUGCAGGAGCCUGAUCCGGUGAAGAGAGUCAAUUCCACGAGGAGGAUUAAGAAGGAGAUCCACAUUAAACGGUCUAGCUUUCUCGGUCUAGACGAACCUGCCGAAGAGCCGAAAAUCUCUUUGGAGAAGCCACCGGAAUUGAGCAGUUUUUUCCCGAAGGAGAAGGUCGUCUAUCAGAAGAGUCUCGGGGGGCCUCUCAGCAAGGUUGAGAGUCAAGAUUCGGGGUUGGAUAUCGAUAGGGGGAGGUUGUCGAGCGACACCUGGUGCAGCAGCAGCGUUGGGGAUUCUAGCGUGCCCAGUCACGAACGGCAAACUAGCGAGCAAACGAACAGUAUUACAUCUGAAGAAGACGAAAUAACGAAAAAGGAAAGAGAAAUUAUCGAGUUGGUAGAGAAAGAAGAGCAUUUUCGAGAUACCAGUGAACCAAUCAAUACGAUUCCUACCAACAAAUUAUACGAAACUAGCAGAGAUCCACCAUUUGAACCAACAUUAGGUAGUGAACAGUUUACUAAACCAUUUUUUCUUGAGCAUACACCCCAGUUCCUAGAAGAGGACUCGGAAGUGCUCCGCGUCGAACAGGAACUGCGGCAGCUGGAAAUCGAGGAACUGGAAAGGAAACGGGACAACGUCCUGUUCCACGAGAGCAGAGCCAAGGCCCAAUUCCUCCCUAACAGGCACUCGCUGGAGAACAUCUAUGACAAGAUGUACCGCUGCUAUAACUACGAGGGCGCCGUCGAUUGUCGCAAGUCGAUGCCGGAAUUGGUCCAGAAGGUCCAGAAUCCACAGAUGCUCAACUGUCUCUACGAGAAUGUGCCGUCUGUUCGUAGGAGAGGCGAGUCGGCCCGUUUGGGGAUACCUUUCGAGCAUCGGAAGUCGAUGCCCGACUUGCAACACGUGUUCCAGCAGGCUCCUUCCGGGUAUCGGCAACCUUUGGUCACGAGAAGUGCGCAUGUGCCGUUAGAUCACAGGAAGUCGAUGCCGGAGCUCCAGCACGACAGGGCCCACUCGGCCUUCAAGGCGCCGACGCGGCCCACCGCGCCGUCGGUCUGGCCGACGGUCGAAGGCUUGCACCCCCAGAAGGCGGCCAGGCAGCUGGGGGCCGUGCCGAGACCGAAGCCCGAGAUGCGGCUGAUGCCGAAGGGCAGUGCGGAAGGAAGGAAUUACAACCAACAUUGGGUCAUUCAGGAAGCUGAAUUAAGGAGGAUCUCAGACCUACAGAAAAAUAUGGCUUCUAGUAAUAGAAAACAAGUUAGACAAUGUAUCCCCAGUCGACCAAUCAGUAAUGACCGGAUACAACAUCUGAACAGGCCAGACGGUAACUAUAAACAAGAAUUUCUGAAACAUUCUUAUGUGGGUCAUCAGCAGAUCAUCAACCAUGCUUCCCCGACAAUGACUUAUUCCCCACCAAUGGCAAUGGAUGGGCCUCAAGAAAGAAUACUGAGUGUGAGUGGAAAGAAGAAGUGUUCAUAUUGCGGAAACGAAUUAGGCAGAGGAGCAGCGAUGAUAAUCGAGAGCCUGUGCCUGUUCUACCACAUGGAGUGCUUCAAGUGCUGCGUGUGCCACCUGCAGCUGGCCGACGGGAUGAUAGGCACGGACGUCAGGGUGCGCAAUGAGAAGCUGCACUGCCACAACUGCUAUUCGAGCGACGACGGCGUCAAGUUCAGCAGGGUGUGA